GGUGGUGAUGUUAAAAUGGUUAUUAUGCAAUCACAUGAAGGAAAAUCGGUACAAAAGAUACGAUGCAGCCGUUCAGCUUUCAACGGUAAUUGCCUAUGGUUUGGAAUGCUCGUGCAAAUCCAACGAUUGAUGUCGCGGAAAAAGGCUCAGUCAUUCUUUCGUGCGAAAGAUACGACCCAAACACAGUGACACCGAGAGAGAGCACCGGUGCUGUGCCAUUUCUGUCUGCUUUCUCUAUUGAUACACCCGCUCCCGCCCGCUCCCGCCCUUCUAUAUGUCCACCCGUAUGCCGAGUAGCGAAGCGAGAGCGAGCGAGAAGAGAGAAGAGAGAAGAGAGAAGAGAGAAGAGAAGGAUGAGUGGGAAUGGGAAGGUGGUGUGCGUGACCGGUGCGUCCGGCUACAUUGCUUCCUGGCUCGUCAAGCUUCUCCUCCAGCGCGGAUAUGUCGUGCGCGCCUCAGUCCGGGAUCUUGCUGAUCCAAAGAAAACCGAGCAUUUGCGUGCCUUGGAAGGAGCCAAUGAGAGACUCCACUUGUUUAAAGCAAACUUGUUGGAAGAGGGCUCUUUUGAUUCAGUGGUUGAGGGGUGUGAGGGUGUUUUCCAUACAGCAUCUCCUUUCUAUGAAAAUGUCACAGAUCCACAGAUGUGGUAUGUACUCUCAAAGACGUUGGCGGAGGAGGCUGCUUGGAAGUUUUCAGAGGAUAAUUCUAUUGACAUGGUGACAAUAAACCCAGCAGCAGUCAUAGGUCCUCUUCUGCAACCUACUCUAAAUACGAGUGUUGCUGCAAUCCUGAACUUGAUAAAUGGAUCCUGUUCCUAUCCAAAUACAAGUUUGGGGUGGGUCAAUGUGAAAGAUGUUGCCAUGGCACAUAUUCUGGCAUUUGAGGUUUCCUCAGCAAGUGGAAGAUAUUGUUUAGUAGAAAGAAUUGCUCACUAUGCAGAUGUUGUGAAGAUUUUGCGUGAACAAUAUCCUGCUCUUAAACUGCCAGAAAAAUGCGCAGAUGACAAGCCCUUUGUGCCAAUAUACCAAGUCUCAAAGGAAAAAGCAAAAACCUUAGGCAUUGAUUAUAUUCCUCUAGAGACAAGCAUCAAGGAGACUGUCGAAAGUUUGAGGGAAAAGGGGUUUGUUAGUUUUUAAAAAUUGGCUGGUGCAAGUUAAAGCUCACCUAAUUAGUUGAGACAAUGCUUAAUGGCGCUACAAAGACUAUGAGAUACUUUAGCUCCACUGAACCAAGAGAACUUUCAACUUUGUUUUGUGCAACUGUGCAACCUUUGCUUUAUUUAUUGCUAAGACAUUUUCUAGUAGAUAUUUUUAUAAGUCCACUAUGUUUGAUUGUGUUUCCAUGC
Elaeis guineensis (African oil palm) is the source of this 1345-nucleotide messenger RNA. Its product is annotated as phenylacetaldehyde reductase. The record is from RefSeq and is a predicted model, not a curated record. NCBI's taxonomy places the organism in Eukaryota, Viridiplantae, Streptophyta, Magnoliopsida, Arecales, Arecaceae. Gene Ontology annotation, molecular function: oxidoreductase activity, acting on the CH-OH group of donors, NAD or NADP as acceptor.